Molecule: messenger RNA, 1044 nt
Organism: Mastomys coucha (southern multimammate mouse)
Lineage: Eukaryota; Metazoa; Chordata; Mammalia; Rodentia; Muridae
Product: olfactory receptor 1052-like
Exons: 1
Coding region: 106-1044 (312 amino acids)
Biological process (GO): sensory perception of smell; G protein-coupled receptor signaling pathway
Cellular component (GO): membrane
Molecular function (GO): G protein-coupled receptor activity; olfactory receptor activity; odorant binding
Source: RefSeq, a predicted model, not a curated record
AACAAUAAGGUUAUCUGAUUCUGGAGAAAAUCCAUUUAUUUCACUGUUGUUUCUUUAAGUCUCAUGAUCUUAUUUUGUAACAAGGAACUGUAGACUACUGAAAGCAUGGGAAUUUGGAAUCAUACAGAUGUGAAAGAAUUCAUACUGAUCGGCUUAACAGAAAGUCCUAAUUGGCAGGUUCCUCUCUUUUUGCUUUUUGGCACAGUGUAUCUCAUCAUUCUUCUGGGUAAUUGGGGGAUGAUUAUCUUGAUCUGGCUGAAUGCCCACCUUCAUACUCCAAUGUACUUCUUCCUUAGUAACCUCUCUUUCUGUGACAUCUGCUACUCUACUAUCAUUGCUCCUAAGAUGCUCAUCAAUUUCCUAUCAGAACACAAGUCUACUAGGCUGUUUGCCUGUAUUCUACAGAGUUUCUUUUUCGCAGUUUAUGUAACCACGGAAGUAAUCCUCCUGUCUAUGAUGGCUUAUGAUCGCUAUGUGGCAAUUGCAAAUCCCUUAAUGUAUACAGUUAUCAUGACACACAACAUCUGCACUCAAAUGGUUCUUGCAAGUUACUUGGGUGGCCUCAUAAAUUCCAUGAUUCACACAAUAGGUUUACUCAAACUAGACUUCUGUGGUCCAAACAUUGUGAAUCACUUCUUCUGUGACGUCCCUCCUCUUUUGAAGCUUUCGUGCUCUGAUGCACACAUCAAUGAGAUGCUGCUUUUGGUCUUCUCUGGUGUGUUUGCUAUUUCCACUUUCAUCAUUGUCAUGGUGUCCUAUAUCCACAUUAUCAUUGCUAUCCUGAGAAUCCGCUCAGCUGAGGGAAGACGUAAAGCUUUCUCCACUUGUACCUCACACCUGACAGCUGUGGCACUAUUUUAUGGAUCUUUGACAUUUAGCUAUAUCCAGCCAAGCUCUCAGUACUCCAUGGAACAAGAAAAAGUCUCUGCUGUGUUUUACACCUUGGUCAUCCCCAUGCUGAACCCUCUGAUUUACAGCCUGAGGAACAAGGACGUGAAGGAAGCAGCCAAGAAGUUGAUUUGUGGGGAGAGAAAUGCCUCUUGA